Messenger RNA from Puma concolor (puma), 531 nucleotides. Its product is annotated as lithostathine-like. The record is from RefSeq and is a predicted model, not a curated record. NCBI's taxonomy places the organism in Eukaryota, Metazoa, Chordata, Mammalia, Carnivora, Felidae.
AUGAUGCGGCCUCACACGGACCUCCCCAGCGUGUCCUGGAUGCUGUUCUCCUGCCUGAUGUUGCUGUCUCAGGUCCAAGGUGAAGACUCGCCAAAGGAAGUGCCCACUCCACGGAUCACGUGUCCCAAAGGCUCCAAGGCCUAUGCCUCCCACUGCUAUGCCUUGUUUAUGACACCAAAAUCCUGGAUGAAUGCAGAUAUGGCCUGCCAGAAGAGACCCUCGGGACACCUUGUGUCUGUGCUCAGUGGGGCUGAGGCAUCCUUUGUGGCCUCCCUAGUACAGAACAGUGCGAACACUUACUCAAACAUCUGGAUGGGGCUCCAUGAUCCCACAGAGGGCUAUGAGCCCAAUGCAGGUGGAUGGGAGUGGAGUAGCACGGAUGUGCUGAAUUACCUUGCCUGGGAGAGACACCCCUCCACUAACCCAAACCCCGGCUACUGUGGGAGUCUGUCAGCAAGCACAGGAUAUCUGAAAUGGAGAGAUUAUAACUGCGGUGCGAUGCUACCUUAUAUCUGCAAGUUCAAGGACUAG